AUGUCCAAACAUCGUCUUCGCGCCCGACGUAGCAACAACGACCCGGAAACCAACGACAACGUCAGCGGCAACAACUACAACGUCAACGACAACGACAGCAACAACUACAACAACAGCGAAACCUUCGACGAGUGUACACUUUCAGGAGCAUGUGGCACUGUCUCCGAAGCCGCCUCGGCUCUGAGAGUCAUCAACGGACAGAGAGUGGCUGUCGGAGAAUACAAGUUCCUGGUAACGCUCCUUAAAAACGACCAGGUUGUGUGUACCGCCACAAUCAUAGACCCAAGCCACGUCAUGACGGCAGCUCACUGCACUAUAGGCUUGAAGGCACGACAACUUUCGGUUGGCAUAGCCGAGCAUGAUAUUACCAAGAAUGACGGCGAAAAGAUCAUCAAGGUCAAGACCUUAACCCAGCACCCUAGGUACAACGAUGACCAACUAGUGAACGACAUCAGUGUCCUGACACUGGCGGAGCCCAUCACCGGUGUCAAGAACGCCGAGCCGGUGUGUCUUCCAGUCAACGGCCAGUGCGGGAACCUCAAAGGAAGGAAGUGUGUUGUGGCGGGGUGGGGAGCCACCUCGCAGCAGGGCGGGUUCAGUACGUAG
Molecule: messenger RNA, 606 nt
Organism: Haliotis rubra (blacklip abalone)
Lineage: Eukaryota; Metazoa; Mollusca; Gastropoda; Lepetellida; Haliotidae
Product: trypsin 3A1-like
Exons: 4
Coding region: 1-606 (201 amino acids)
Biological process (GO): proteolysis
Molecular function (GO): serine-type endopeptidase activity
Source: RefSeq, a predicted model, not a curated record